This is a messenger RNA of Rhopalosiphum maidis (corn leaf aphid), 1131 nucleotides long. RefSeq lists its product as uncharacterized. The record is from RefSeq and is a predicted model, not a curated record. The coding region runs from base 1 to 1131 and encodes 376 amino acids. Gene Ontology annotation, biological process: sensory perception of taste. The transcript has 5 exons. NCBI's taxonomy places the organism in Eukaryota, Metazoa, Arthropoda, Insecta, Hemiptera, Aphididae. Gene Ontology annotation, cellular component: neuronal cell body; dendrite; membrane.
AUGGCAGUCCGCGACGGAUGUUUCCACGUUAGCAAUAGCGGCCUGGCACUGUGGGCCACCCAACUGGCGCUGCAGACGUGGGCAUUCGUCCGAAUGUGCUUCUAUCUGGGCAACACGCUGAUGCAACGCCGAUCGCUCAACUGCUCACGGGACAACUAUUGCAGCGUGUUCGGCAUGUUGCUUUCGCACACGGUCAUCAGCCCGAUCGUCGUGUCUCUGGUGCUGGUCCGGUUGCCCCGGUCCGUCGACGUGCUGAACAUGACCGCCCGGCUGUUGCUUAGGUCCAGGUAUCCGCGACGCCGGCUGUCGCCCAACACGUACGUCGUCAUACUCUUCUCCGCCGUCAUCGUCUUCAAGCUGGUCACCACCGUCAUGAGCAUACCGCAAAAGUACCCUGACCUGUAUUACCCGUACUUCACCGCUUACAUGGUGCCCAUAGUGUUCAUAAACCUAGUCAGCAUCCUGUGCGUGGUCGCCCAACAGUCGUACGAGGACAUCAACAGAGAGUUAGAAGAAUUGUGCGAAGUGACUUCAAAAACCGAACGAGCGGUGCGAUUAAACGCGCUAAUGAACGACCACUGGUUUCUGGAAGACUACAUGGAGACUAUGUCAGAUACUUUUGGACCCGAAUUGAUAUUCACAAUAAUGGACAUUUACGUGCAGCUAUUGUUGUUCAUGUACGUAAUGAUAUGGGAUACAGUUGUCCGUCGCGUGUUUAAGGAUAACGCGUAUCCGUAUAUCAGUGGUAUCAUCGAGUCGAGCAUUAUUACAGGAAAAUUUGUUUACCUAUGCUACAGGUGUGAUUCUACUGUCAAAGAGAGCAAAAAGAUAAUUUUUCACUUGAAACACUUGUCCUCGAAGGUGUCAAAUGAUCUGAACUCUCAAACCAUUCUAAGGUUAUUUACACUUCGCGUUAACAGUCGUUCAAUACAGGUUACAGCUUCCGGAUUUUUCGACAUAAAUCUAUCACUUUUGUUUGCGACUGCUGGCGUUGUGUUGAUAUACUUUUUAGUAUUAGUACAAUUUCAAAUGGAGGGCUAUAAACAGAUGUUAGGAUCAAACUCUAGUGAUGCAGUUGUAGCGGUGGUCUGUCAUUCUUGGCCUUGUCUCGAGAAAGAUGUUGAAGACUAA